Messenger RNA from Amaranthus tricolor (Joseph's coat), 1231 nucleotides. Its product is annotated as phenylacetaldehyde reductase-like. NCBI's taxonomy places the organism in Eukaryota, Viridiplantae, Streptophyta, Magnoliopsida, Caryophyllales, Amaranthaceae. The record is from RefSeq and is a predicted model, not a curated record. The transcript is spliced from 6 exons. Bases 93 to 1070 code for a protein of 325 amino acids. Gene Ontology annotation, molecular function: oxidoreductase activity, acting on the CH-OH group of donors, NAD or NADP as acceptor.
GUCCACGGUCCACGGUAGGUUGGUUUCUUAUGGAAUCCUGAAAAUGUUAAUAAUUGAAUUUGAUGAAUUGUUGAGGGUUGAGGAGAGAGAAGAUGAAUGGUGAAGGAAAAAGAGUGUGUGUAACAGGUGCAUCCGGUUACAUAGCUUCAUGGCUUGUCAAGCUUCUUCUUCAACGAGGCUACACCGUUCAAGCUUCCGUCCGUGAUCCCAAUGAUGGAAGAAAAGUCGGCCACUUGCAUUCUUUAGAUGGAGCUAAGGAGCGCCUACACUUGUUCCCAGCAAAUCUAUUGGAGGAAGGUUCUUUUGAUGCUGUUGUUGAGGGUUGUGAAGGUGUUUUUCAUACCGCUUCUCCCUUUUAUAUUGAUCCUACAGACCCAGAGGCUGAAUUGCUUGAACCAGCUGUGAAAGGAACACUUAAUGUUCUAAAUUCCUGUGCAAAAUUUCCAUCUAUAAAGAGAGUGGUCUUGACAUCUUCGUUGGCAGCAGUUGUAUGCAAUGAGAAACCACUAAGUCCUGAUGUAGUAGUUGAUGAAACUUGGUUUUCUGAUCCAGAUUUUUGUAAGAAUUUCAAGAUGUGGUAUGAAGCUUCCAAAACUUUGGCCGAGGAGGCUGCCUGGAAAUUCGCGAAAGAGAAAGGUAUCGACUUGGUCACCAUAAAUCCAGGAAUGGUUAUUGGACCGUUGUUGCAGCCAACACUCAACACAAGUGCGGCUUCCAUAGCCAGCUUAUUUAGCGGUUCUGAAAUUUAUCCAAAUAUGUCUUUUGGCUAUGUCAAUGUUAAAGAUGUAGCGACUGCACAUAUCCUGGCCUUUGAGGUUCCGUCAGCAAAUGGAAGGUAUUGUUUAGUCGACAUCGUCGUACAUUUUUCAGAGAUUGUGAAGAUAUUACGAGAACUUUUUCCUAACGCCAAACUUGCUAAAAGGUGUGCUGAGGAUGACAAUCCUUUGAAGUUUAAAUACCAAGUUUCCUCCGAGAAGGCUCGAUGUUUGGGCAUCAAUUUUAUUCCUUUUGAAACAAGUCUUAAAGAGACGGUUGAAACCCUGAAGGAGAAGGGAUUUAUCUGCAUUUGAAUCGCAUUAUAAGUUUAAAUAAAAAAGUGAUAUUCAAUCAAAUGAGAAAUGUUAUCAUUUUGUGGAAAAUUUCUCAAAUAUAAUGUGAAAUAUCCCAAAGCUUUAGUUAUGUUUGUCUCUUCGAUUCAAGUUUAAAAUAUAACUAACUCUUAAAAUCUCUA